AUGAAAACGGGUGCCAGCGAAUACGAGCUAAAAUUUAUGACCCUCGCAGAUAGGAAGGCCACUUUGCGAGCGAUUCAGGAUAAUCGUGACCAUACUGAUAAGACACAGGUUUGCUGGGAAUAUAAACGCGUUUCCAGUUGCUGUAAGAUCAUAUUCGAGAGAUCGCAGUACCCAAGAACAGUCACCAUGCUUCCGAGUUGGCUAACAGAGGAGUACAUACAGAAGGCACUGCGGGAUUUUCACAAGGACGCGAAGCUUCGAGUCCAGAAGGUCUGGGCCAAGCCAGCAACGGAGAAGGGCGAGAACUUCGUGGGCGUAAUGACUCGUAUCUUUGUGGACUUCGUGCAGGGAGAUGGAGCUGAGCAGAAGAAGUCCUACAUCCUGAAGCAAGCCGUUCCCUCGGACGCUCCUCAGGCGAAAAUCUUCAAGGAAUACGAUGUUUACAACAGGGAACUGCAUAUGUAUGACAUUGUUCUGCCGAAAAUGGCUAAGAUUCUCCAAGGGGCUGACUUCAACGAUAAGCUGAUGGCGGAGGCCAUUAUCGUUGAUCGGGAGCGAACCAUCAUGAUCCUCGAGGAUUUGGCUCCGCUCCGCUACUCGAAUGCGGAUAGGGUGAAGCAACUGGACAUGGCCCACACCAAGCUCGUCCUGGACAUGCUGGCCAAGUUCCAUGCCUCAGCCAUUAUCCUGAACCAACGCGAACCGGAUCUCCUCAACCGGAACUACGCAUCGCACUUCUUUUCGCGGGGCAAAAAGGGUUACGAGGAGGUCUUUAUUGGCCUGUUCAGGGCAUUCAUCAGGUAUGUGAAGAGCAGGCCCAACUUGAGGAAUCUCUAUGCGGACAAGCUGGAGCAUAUCAUCGGCAAUUUGAUGGGAUAUGCUGCCCGAUCCGUCGAUGUGGGGGAGAAGGACCUGCAGACGUUGGUGCACGGCGACUGUUGGACCACCAAUGUGAUGUACCUGCACGACGACGAGGGCAAUCCCACCACUGUCCUGCCCAUUGACUUCCAGUUCAGUACUUGGACAUCGCCGGCAGUCGACUUGCAUUACUUCUUCAGUACGUCGCUGAAGGCAGAUGUGUUGGCGAAGGAAACUGAGCUUGUCCAGUAUCACUACUACGCCCUUAAAAGGACCUUGGAAGCGCUUUCCUACAAGGGGUUCUUCCCCAGCCUGUUCGAGUAUCAGCUUCAGUUCGAGAGACGGAGAUUCAUGAGUGUGAUUAUUGCCAACGUAUUUCAACCCAUUAUGGUGUACCAUGGCAACGAGGACUGCGAGUUCAUAAAUCUCUAUCAGGAUACUCCAGAAGGCAUCAAGUUUCAGGACUCGAUGUAUGAAAACGAAGAGAUUCAGAGAAGAAUUGACACAAUAUUACCCAUCCUCGAUGCCAAAGGCUUCUUGGAGGCUCAUUAAAUAAGACUUUUAUUGAAUAUACAAUUUUAUUAAUAAUAAAAUCAAUGCGAUUUGGGUGCAUAAAUAA
This is a messenger RNA of Drosophila rhopaloa, 1477 nucleotides long. RefSeq lists its product as uncharacterized. Lineage: Eukaryota; Metazoa; Arthropoda; Insecta; Diptera; Drosophilidae. The transcript has 3 exons. The coding region runs from base 1 to 1410 and encodes 469 amino acids. The record is from RefSeq and is a predicted model, not a curated record.